AUGGCCAUUCGUUCUGAAGCUGUUGUCGGCCGCUUCAUCCCGCAUCCUUUCUGCAACUUGCCUUCACCGCAGUAUGGCUCCAAUGAGACUGGCGCUACCAUUUCCCUUCCCACAGUCAUCCCGGUCUGGAUCCAGGUUGACUCGGAAAUUCGUCAUUGCCUCUCCUUCCACCAGCGGUGUUGGUGGGCAAGAUCAGGAUAUGCCCUGGCCGUAUUGCUUGAAAAUGCGGAAUACUCGAGGCAUGCACAGUACCAGUGCCUGGUAUUCUUUGCCUUGGUGGUUUGCUCGAGUCUGGGUGCCGCAACUGAGCCAGCACUGGAUGUGAAGCCUUGGAAUAGCUUCAUGACGGAUGACGGCAAUCCCAUCGAACUUAGCUGGGAUUGGCACACGGAAUCCAAAUCACCCACCAUACGCUUCUCCAUCGAACCGGUCGGGCUCAUUGCCGGAACAGCAACUGAUCCUCAAAACUGGUACGCCGCUUCCAACUUUCACCAGGCGCUGCUCCGGUCAUUGCCACGGACAAACGUCGAAUGGUUCGAUCACUUCAAGCAGCAGCUCUGCUGCAGUGCUGCUGCCGUGAGCUUAGCCUCCGAGGGUCAUUCCUCACGCAUCUUCUACGCCUUUGACCUGGCUGAGGAUGGCAUCAAGAGCAAGGCAUAUUUCUUCCCUGGCUUCAAAGCCAAGGCCACUGGGCAGACCAACCUGACCAUAGUCUCGCAAGCAAUCGUAACGGCGCCGUACUGCUCGCCAGAAAAACUCGAAGCUUUGGCAGUUCUCCAGGAAUUUGUCAUGGACUCAUCGACUCCGGCGUUGGAGAUGGAUAUGCUCGCCAUCGACCUCGUUGAACCCACCUCCUCUCGCCUGAAGAUUUACUUCCGCAGCCGCGAAACCAGCUUCAGCUCCGUGAAACGAACCAUGACAAUGGGUGGUCGACUCGUAACCUCCGAUUUGGUUCAUGGACUUCAGAAGUUAAGGCUCCUUUGGGACGCCUUGUUGGAGCGACGAGGUCGGUCGGAUGAUGAACCGCUCCCUAGGGUAGAACACCGAACCGCCGGCAUCUUGUAUAAUGUCGAAUUCUGCCUUGGAAGUGCAGUGCCAAAGGUCAAGAUCUAUAUUCCCGUUCGUCACUAUGCGAGUAGUGAUAAGCAGACAAUCGGCGGACUAAGUGACUACCUAUAUCGUACCAACGCGCAAAACGAGCGGUUCAUGCCUGCCUAUCUUCAUGCCCUGAGAAGUAUUUUGUAUGUUUCCCUACGAUUUAUUUUCUUCCUUCUCUCACCCCUUUCUCUCGCAAGACUUCGGCCCUUUGUGUCAACAGUGACAGUUGUUCUGAACCUGCACCUUCUACAAAGAGAAUCAAUCUAA
This is a messenger RNA of Endocarpon pusillum Z07020, 1365 nucleotides long. RefSeq lists its product as uncharacterized. The record is from RefSeq and is a predicted model, not a curated record. Bases 1 to 1365 code for a protein of 454 amino acids. Lineage: Eukaryota; Fungi; Ascomycota; Eurotiomycetes; Verrucariales; Verrucariaceae. Gene Ontology annotation, molecular function: transferase activity, transferring alkyl or aryl (other than methyl) groups. Gene Ontology annotation, biological process: alkaloid metabolic process. The transcript has a single exon.